AUGGCACCACAGGAAAGCACCAAGCUGCUAGCCGUCAAGGCAACAGUUGAAUUUCCUAAAAUGUUGUCUUCUAGCUCUCUCCCAGUAUCUGCAAACAAAGGUGGGAACAUUUCUAGUACUAACAUCGAGGAAGCUUCAAAACCUGCUGAAGACAUGAGGAUGUUCAUGUCUAGGAAAACUGUGGUUGCAUUUCCGCAGCGAGUAGUUGUUUCUUCCCUUGAGGAGGAAAAUCUCACUACACCUGCAACAGAAGGAGGCUUGAAGAGAGAGUUAGUCGAGGAAGAAACUUCAUCCAGCUCAGAUUCAGAUUCUAGCUCAGAUUCUGAGGAAGAAAUUGAUGAUGAUGAGUCAGAAGUUGCCAUUAAAACCAAAGUUGAGUUUCCUAGACGAGAUUCCAUAUUUUCUGGUAACACAGCGAUAAAGGCAUCAAUGCUCGCAAAAGAGAACUUGUCCCCAAAAUCCCAGAAAGAGUAUGUAGCCAAGAAGAAGCCAUAUAAACCAGAAACUGAUGUGUCUCCCAUCAAGCAAGUUGCAUUUUCUAAAACGUCAGUCAGCCAUAAAACAUCAAAAUCCAAAGCAAGAGACCCCAAAGUAGAAUCAGCUCCAAAAGAAACAGAUCGUCAGAAGCUGGUCUUAGAGCCGCAUGUGGUUGAAAGCCAAGACCUGAGUGAAGUCACUCAUAAAUCUGAUUAUUUGGAGGAAAAGUCCAUUGGAACCCAAGUAGCAGCUAUUCAGCUGAAAGCUUCAUCAGUGACUCAGGAAGACAAAAAGCAAAAACUGAUAGCCAGAAGAGAUGAAAAAAAGGUGAAGGAGGCACAGGAGUCAGAAGCAGAAGAAGUGACUGCUGCUAAAGUGGAAGAGGAGACUUCUGAAAGCACGAUGUCGGUGACUGGCACUACAGCAAAGGAGGAGACCAUUCAGGAAGCAGGAGUCCAGGCUGGAGAAGGAAGCACAAUAGAGGAGACCACAGCAGCUGCUGAGCCUGCACCAGAAGAAUUCGAUAAUUCUACCUACAAGAACCUUCAGCAUCAUGAAUAUAACAUAUAUACAUUUGUUGAUUCUGUUGUGGUUCUCUCAAAAUUCAGGCAACCUCAGCCAUCUUCUGGAAGACCAUCACCAAGGCACUGA
Opisthocomus hoazin is the source of this 1128-nucleotide messenger RNA. Lineage: Eukaryota; Metazoa; Chordata; Aves; Opisthocomiformes; Opisthocomidae. The record is from RefSeq and is a predicted model, not a curated record.